Juglans regia (Persian walnut) is the source of this 2944-nucleotide messenger RNA. Its product is annotated as oligopeptide transporter 7-like. The record is from RefSeq and is a predicted model, not a curated record. Bases 70 to 2322 code for a protein of 750 amino acids. Gene Ontology annotation, biological process: transmembrane transport. Lineage: Eukaryota; Viridiplantae; Streptophyta; Magnoliopsida; Fagales; Juglandaceae. Gene Ontology annotation, molecular function: oligopeptide transmembrane transporter activity. The transcript has 10 exons.
CACAGAUUAGAUAAUUAAGCGUGGACCUCGGGAAAAGCCCACGUUUUUAAGAUUCAGUGGGUCAGGAAGAUGAACAGAGAUCAAGAAAUCGAAGCUCCUCUCAUCCAGAAGAGUCAGACCUUCCAACCUCAAGCCUCCGAUUCGGGCUUAACGGAGGAUGGUUCCGGCGUUGAGAACUCUCCUAUCGAGCAGGUAGCUCUCACGGUUCCGGUCACCGACGAACCCUCUCUCCCGAGUUUCACCUUCAGGACGUGGAUUCUCGGAACACUAGCAUGCGUCCUUCUCUCCUUCCUCAACCAGUUCUUCUGGUAUCGGAGGGAGCCUUUGUCAAUCACGUCGAUCUCGGCUCAGAUCGCGGUGGUCCCGCUCGGCCACUUGAUGGCCUCGACGAUUACAGACCGGGUGUUCUUCAGGGGGCGAUGGUGGGAGUUCACGCUGAAUCCCGGCCCGUUCAACGUGAAGGAGCACGUGCUGAUCACGAUCUUCGCCAACUCCGGGGCGGGUAACGUGUACGCGAUUCACCUCGUUAGCGCCGUCAAGAUAUUCUACAAAAAGAAUAUGUCGUUCCUGGUGGCGUUUCUUGUCGUUAUAACGACGCAGGUGCUGGGGUUCGGGUGGGCCGGGCUGUUUCGGCGUUACUUGGUGGAGCCCGCUGCCAUGUGGUGGCCCCAAAAUCUCGUGCAAGUCUCGCUAUUCAGGGCAUUACAUGAGAAAGAGAAGAGGCCCAAGGAUGGGUUAACACGGAAUCAAUUCUUCCUCAUCGCCUUCUUCUGCUCCUUUGCUUACUAUGUCUUUCCAGGCUACCUAUUCCCAAUGUUAACGUCCGUUUCCUGGAUUUGUUGGGUUUUCCCUACUUCCAUCCUUGCCCAACAGCUAGGCUCAGGACUUCACGGUCUUGGCAUUGGUGCUUUGGGUUUUGAUUGGUCCAGUAUAUCCUCUUACCUUGGAAGCCCACUUGCCAGUCCAUGGUUUGCUACUGCCAACAUUGCUGCUGGUUUUGUGCUCAUCACGUAUGUUAUUACCCCCAUAGCUUAUUGGCUUAAUAUCUAUAAAGCCAAGACGUUUCCCAUAUUCUCAGAUGGGCUUUUCACUUCUAGUGGCCAAAGCUACAAUAUCUCAGCUAUAAUAGAUGCCAACUUUCGCCUUGACAUUGAUGCAUAUAAGCAUAAAGGCCGUCUUUAUCUCAGCGUCUUCUUUGCUUUAUACUAUGGUAUCAAUUUUGCCUGCCUUGCUGCCACUGUUGUUCAUGUGUUCCUCUUCCAAGGAAGGGAAAUGUGGCAGCUAAGCAAGUCUGCCAUCCAAGAGAAGAAGAUGGAUGUGCACACAAAGCUCAUGAGAAAAUAUAAGCAAGUUCCUCAAUGGUGGUUCAUGUGCAUCCUUGUGAUCAACAUUGUGGCUUCCAUAUUUACUUGCCAGUACUACAACGAUCAACUCCAAUUGCCAUGGUGGGGCGUCUUGCUAGCUUGCUGUAUUGCCUUAUUUUUCACUCUUCCUGUUGGAGUCAUCAAGGCCACAACAAAUCAGAUGCUGACCUUGAAUGUGAUCACAGAGUAUAUUAUCGGGUAUCUAUAUCCAGGAUAUCCUGUUGCCAACAUAUGCUUCAAAGUGUAUGGCAACAUAAGUGUGAAACAGGGAAUCACCUUUCUGGAAGACUUCAAGCUUGGUCAUUAUAUGAAGAUUCCUCCAAGAUUCAUGUUUGUGGUGCAGGUUGUAGGUACUGUAGUAGCAGCAUUGGUGCAUUUAGGAACAGCAUGGUGGCUUAUGGAUAGCAUUCCAAACAUAUGUGAUAGGGAAUUGCUUCCAGCUGGCAGCCCAUGGACUUGCCCAGGCGAUCAUGUAUUCUAUGAUGCUUCUGUUAUAUGGGGCCUGAUUGGGACUCGAAGAAUUUUUGGAGAUCUUGGGCACUACUCUGCCAUCAACUGGUUUUUUCUGGCUGGGGCUAUAGCUCCUGUCCUAGUUUGGCUUGCACACAAGGCCUUCCCUGACAGACAGUGGAUUAGACUCAUCACUAUGCCUGUGCUCUUAGGGGCAACACUGAACAUGCCCCCUGCCACUGCUGUCAAUUACACCAGCUGGAUUCUUAUUGGUUUCACGUCGGGCUUUAUUGCUUACAGAUACUACCGUGAGUGGUGGAGCCGCCACAACUACGUGCUAUCCGGGGCACUUGAUGCUGGAUUAGCCUUCAUGGGAGUAUUAUUAUACUUUUGUUUUGGGAUGGAACAUAUUGGUCUCAACUGGUGGGGCAGUGAUUCAGAUGGAUGUCCACUGGCUUCUUGUCCAACGGUUGGAGGGGUCAUAGUGGACGGCUGCCCACUUCUAUGAUUGGCCUUCAGAAGAUACCCUGGCUUAUUUUGCUCGUCACAUGCAGACAUGUUAAGGCAUAAAAGUGAGAAUUGACGUUUGGAUCUGGCUAUUGCAGCCAUUACUGAGGUGUCAGAAAUUAUAAUACGGGAUGGAAAUCCUCAUGGAGUUGAUUAUAUUCAGCGUGACAUAGAAACUGAUCUGGAGCAUUUGGUGCUACAAUAGUGAACUCUAUGACAUUGCAUUGGAAUCAAGAAGUGUUUCUGAAGAAAGCAGAGGGCCCUCUGAAGCUUUAUAUUUUUCAGUCCUAAAAGAGGCGAUUCAUUGGACAAGUUUUUUGAGACAAUUAAAACAAACGUCAUCAAGCGUUCAUGCACAUGGCAAAGGCUCCCUGGCCCAGCUAUGAUAAAGAUCCCUGCUAGCCCUUAAUGAUCAGAAUUACAGUAUGAACUUCUUUCGUCAACUCUUGUUUUAACUUUUGAAAUUUCCCAUUACAGACACCUUCCAAUUACACUGUUUUGUUCUCUUUUUUCUUUUUCUUUUGCACACUUGUGGGGUCCUCGCUGAUUUGGUGUUUGCCAAUUGGAAACGAAAGCAAAACAGAUACUGCUUCUGAUUGAUGUAAUUUAUAUUGGUGUUGUUA